This is a messenger RNA of Vigna unguiculata (cowpea), 1133 nucleotides long. RefSeq lists its product as uncharacterized. Lineage: Eukaryota; Viridiplantae; Streptophyta; Magnoliopsida; Fabales; Fabaceae. The record is from RefSeq and is a predicted model, not a curated record. Gene Ontology annotation, molecular function: oxidoreductase activity. Gene Ontology annotation, cellular component: chloroplast.
AUAUUACUUUCCGAAUCUCAAAGCAUUCCCACAUUCUUCUCUCACCCACGCCACAAUGAAACUCACCCAACUACUGUAAUGGCUAUGGUGACACGUGUUCCUUUUGUCGCCGCUGCCACUACUCCUCUCUCUUCCUCUUCUUCUUCAUUUUUGCAGUCACUAACAUGGUGGAACCGAGAAAGUGUUGCGAAGGGCGUUGGAACAAGAAUCAGUGUUGUGGCCGCGAAGAUCACUGUCCUUGUUACGGGAGCGGGUGGUCGCACAGGGAAAAUAGUUUAUAAAAAGCUGAAAGAGAGGCCAAAUGAAUAUGUGGCAAGAGGUCUGGUUAGAAGAGAAGAAAGCAAAGAGAAGAUUGGUGGUGCAGAUGAGAUUUAUGUAGGGGAUAUAAGAGAUGCUGAGAAUAUUGUUGCUGCAUUUCAGGGUAUAGAUGCUCUCAUAAUCCUCACAAGUGCAAUGCCACGAAUAAAACCUGGGUUUGAUCCAACCAAGCAAAAGAGACCAAAGUACUAUUUUGAAGAGGGGGCAUUUCCUGAACAGGCUCAAUGCUCGGAGCACUGUGAAGUUGACUGGAUUGGGCAGAAAAAUCAAAUAGAUUCUGCUAAGGCUGCUGGAGUUAAGCAGAUUGUGUUGGUGGGGUCUAUGGGUGGAACUGAUGUUAACCAUCCAGUGAACAAAAUGUGCAAAGGGAAUAUAUUGAGUUGGAAAAGGAAGGCUGAGCAAUAUCUGGCUGAUUCUGGCAUCCCAUAUACAAUUAUAAGGUGUGGAGCUUUUGAAAACGAGGAAGGAGGACUUCGGGAACUGAUUACAGGGAAGGAUGAUGAGAUGCUAAAGAUUGAAACCAAAACCAUACCAAGAGCUGAUGUUGCAGAAGCAUGCAUUCAGGCACUAAAUUAUGAGGAGGCCAAAUUCAAGGCAUUUGACUUGGCAUCAAAACCUGAGGGUGCAGGUUCACCAACAAAAGACUUCAGGGCUUUAUUUUCCCAGAUCACUACUCCGUUUUGAAUUUCAAUGUUGUGUUCAUGAUGUUCUGGACUGUGACAGAUGAUUAUUAGUGUUAUGUGAAAUAUACAGUGUCUUGCCAAAUUUAGUGAAGUAUUGUUUUAAAUAAAAUAUAGACUUCAUUUCUGCCAUCA